Molecule: messenger RNA, 1917 nt
Organism: Cornus florida
Lineage: Eukaryota; Viridiplantae; Streptophyta; Magnoliopsida; Cornales; Cornaceae
Product: mitogen-activated protein kinase kinase kinase 20-like
Exons: 1
Coding region: 726-1652 (308 amino acids)
Biological process (GO): protein phosphorylation
Molecular function (GO): ATP binding; protein kinase activity
Source: RefSeq, a predicted model, not a curated record
ACCCCUAAGUUUAGACUCAGAAGAAGAUGACAGUGAAAGCAUCCAAUACAGGGUUAGGCAUGGUUUCACACCAACUUCUAACAGGAGUACUCCACUUCUCAAAUCUUCUUUCUUUGGUGAUCCAUGGAGGUACUUACAGUAUUUGUGUGUGUAAAAAUAUAGAUAUACCCUUUGUAAUCAUUACAAUAUUUUUGUGGGUCUUUUGGAAUCAUCUUAUUUGAACAUUUUAUUCUUCAAUCAGAUGUAACGGUUAACUAUAGAUAAUUAAUUUAUUUAAUUUAUGUUGGAUGUGAACCAUUUAAGAAGCUAAAAUUAAUUAAGAAUUUGGGUUUUUGUAAAUAUGUUUGUUUGAAUUAUUGAUUCAAUUAAUGAGAUUGAUGAAUUAAAGAUGUGAUGUUUUCAAACAACUAGCCGCAUAUAUAUAAAGUUACUAUUAUAAUUUACCAAUUAGAAAGGAAAAAAAAAACGCUACUAUUAUAAUUGCUUGGGAUUCAAGAAAAAUACUAAAUAGGAAACUAGGGCAAUCUCCUUAUGAUACGGAAAUUAUAGAUGUUGCAUAAGACAGAGACCUUAUAGGAGGCGGAGGCAAAAACUAGGGCAACAAAAUAGGAAAGUAACUAGUCAAUCUGAGAAGUUAUUAUUAUUGCCAACGUAACAAAGUAGUACAAUACUUCUUCACGAAAUUAAGAAAAAUACGUACUAGAUCGAGAACAGACUACGGAGAGAUGGAAAGGGAGAUAUCGUGGAAGCGAGGAAGAAGAUUGGGAAUGGGCAGAUUUGGUGUCGUUUCAUUAGCAGAGGCAUAUAAUGAAGGUAGUUGCAAUCCUCCAUUGUUGAUUGCUGUGAAAACUGCACAAGUGUGUCUCUCUGAUUCACUUCGCAAAGAAAGAGAACUUCUUCGGGAACUUGAAGGUUGUCCCUACGUUGUUCGCUGUUUUGGGGACGAAGUUUCGACAGAGAAUUGUGUUGAACUCUACAAUAUAAUGUUGGAGUAUGCAUCGGGAGGAAGUUUGGCGGAUUGUAUCAAGAGCUACGGUAAAGGAUUACCCGAAUAUGAAGUUAGACGAUACACAAAGAAUGUGCUGAUGGGUCUAAGUUAUAUUCACGAGCAAGGUUACGUUCACUGCGACAUAAAGCCCCAUAAUAUCCUACUUGUCAGUGAGGAAGAAGAAACUGCCAAGAUUGCAGACUUUGGGCUUGCUAUGAAAAUUGAAGAGAAAAGAAGCCCCAAGUUGAGAGGCACACCUAUGUAUUUGGCACCGGAGUCGGUUCGUCAUCAAGAGUACCUACCUCCUUCGGAUAUUUGGGCACUUGGGUGCACUGUGUUAGAGCUGAUUACGGGGGCAACGCCAUGGCAUUGCGAACCACAUGCCGAGACUUGUGCUCUUUUGUAUCGUAUUGGUUUUGGAAAAACACUGCCAGAGAUUCCAAGUUGGGUGUGUGUAGAAGCAAAAGAUUUCUUGAUGAAGUGUUUGGUCCAUGACCCAAAGUCACGAUGGUCUGCAGACAUGCUCUUAGGCCAUCCCUUUGUUUCAGCUACGGACAGUACUGCUAAGGAUGUUAAAGAAUUAAGAAAUUGCGUUCUUCCAAGUGAAACAAGAAAUGCAGCAUGUGAUGAUCAUCACUUCAGAGUUCAUCACUUGAUCUUCUAAUAAAACAUGCUAUCAACAUUAUUGGGUAGGGAACAGAAUUGCAGAAGUCUAUUAUUCCUUGGAAUUGUUGUGGUAGGGUAGUCACUGUUGCUCUAUUUAGGCAACAGAGCUAAAUUCAGUUCUUUUUGUAUAUGAUUCUGUGCCCUUUUUGCUCUAUUAUCCCUAAAUUCUGUUCUUUUUGUAUAUGAUUUUGUGCCCUUUUUGCAUCCCUAAAUUCUGUUCUUUUUGUAUCCUUAAUGUAACCAGCACUUUUUUGUGUGUGCUU